AUGGGUAAGCCACUCAGCAGGCCAGACUGUUUAAGGCAGAACCCCAUCUGCCUGGGGAAAGGAGAGGAAGAGGAUGGCUAUAUAGAGGAUUGCUAUGUUCCACAGCGAUCUAUAUAUGAUACAAUGAGGAUAAAUGAACAAAUUGACCAGGGGUCAAAGCUUAAUCAGACUUCAAAAAGCACCAUGGAAAAGAUAGAAGGAAGUACUAUAUCCAGCAAUGGUACAUUAGGAGCAGCAGCUAAUGUUUUUGAAUCCAGAGCACCAGAAGGCAAAAAGUUGGAUGAGAGAAUAAUAUUUGAUGCACUAAAGCUAAGCAGUGAUGUGCAGAAGUCAGCACCUGUGCCACCCAGAAGGCGGCCAAAUGCAGAACGCAAAGACAAUGUUAACAGGAGAUCAUGGAAGUCCUUCAUGCCACCGAAUUUCCCAGAAUUUGCAGAAAGGAUGGAAGCUUCUCUCAGUGAGGUUUCCGAAGCUGGUGCUUCAAAUCCUUGCUUGCAAGAGAAGAAGGAAUCCAGUUCUGCAUUAACAGAAAGUUCUGGUCAUUUGGACCACAGGGAACCUCAGUCAGAGUCCGUAACUCUGGAACAUGUGUCCAAAUCCAUAGGUAUUCCAGAAGGACAGGAUGUGAAAACUUUAGGUGGAGAUUGCCAAGACUUCAGAUUUCAGCAGCACAGUGAGAUCUCUCCCAGUGAAUUCCAGCCUCUGGAGUCAGAAGCUGCAGCAGCAAGUGGUAACACAGAUGUAAUGCAGGAACACAGAUUCUCGAGUGCAACCUGGCCCAGAGCCAUGAAAUGUUUGGCUAAGGGAGGCUUUGGCGAGAAGCAGCACCCUCUUCAGGACACAGGUUGCACUGUAGAAAUGCCACCUCUCUCCCCUUGUCUGAGUGAAGAGCUGUUGGAUCCAGAGUUGCGUAUUCUCAUAACCCCCAGCCUGAGAGAGAAAACAGAGUCUGAGCUAAAGUUUGAGGAGGAUGAGCGAUGGAUCAUGAUGGAGGCUGAGGAGGAUUGGGAGGAAGAGAAACUGUCAGAGAGAGGAAAGACUUUUCUAAUGGCAGAUGAGGAAAAGAACAGCCUGGCAGAUGUUUUCGAAGAAAGAGAGCAAGCAAACACUGUAGCAGUGGUGGAGGAUGGAGCCGACUUCUCAGCUGCUGUCUUGGGGACUUUUGACCACCUAGCUCUUGGUCAGAUCUGUUGUUCUGAUGACCCACAGCCAGCUAAGAACCUUUUGGCGUCUGUUUUCAAGGAUGCAUCGCUCGAUUACAGUUGUGUCCUAACAGGUGAGAGUGCUGUAGGAGAACUGAGAAACAGAAUUGCUCAGGGGCUAGAGGGUCUUGUUUCAGAUUUAGAAUGCACUGUUGGUCCUGCCGAUUCAGAACAGCUCUCUGACACAGAUUCAGUGCAGAUGUUUCUUGAACUUGAAAAGGAGUGUUUAUGUGAAGAAGGAGUAACUCCUUUAGUUGAGCUGGAGACUCAAGCCUCUUCUGAAGGGCUGGCCCCAUCCCAGGAUGCAGAAAAUUCACUUGUAAUUAGUCAUUUUCCAGGGGCUGCCUUAGAAAAGGAGCAUGUAGGCCUUUUAAAGGUAAGAGCAAAGGACUCUGAUCCUGGGUUGGAUUGUGACUAUUUUAAUGCCCUGGAUUCUUCUCAGGUGCCUAGUACUUUGGAACUUACUGCCUACUCUGAUACCGUGAGGGACGCUUUCACUGUUAGUGAGGAGGAGGGUGAAAAAGUGCCUUUUAGCCCCGAGACUUCAGGGGAAUUUAACUUUAGACACCCAGCUGAUCUGGAGUCACCAGGAAAGCCCGACCCAGGAGGAUUGUCCAACUCUGAUCACAGGGCUUCUCAUGAAGAAAAUGUAUCAGGCUUUGAAGCCAAGCUGGCCAAAGAAAAUGGCAGUUUGUCCCAGCUGGACUGUAGUGAAGUUGAGGGGAAUGCUGAGGAGUGUGUGGAGAGAGUCUCCCUCAGUUCUGCUGUUAGCUAUGAACUAAUAGAUGUUACCUCAGGAUCUGAAGUAGAGGCGUUACCAUAUGAUUCACAUUUACUAACAGAUGAGAUUCAUUGGGAAGGUGAGAAAGGAGCUAUUAAUCAAGGAAAUAACAGUCUGACUUCCUUGGGAGAUGUGGACCUUUGUGAAUUGUUGUCCGUGGAAGGAGCUUGUGAUGAGGAUGGUGAAGCACAGGCACUGGGUUAUGAUGCCAGGCUGAAGGACCGAGCCCCAGCACAUCUUCCUGGAGACCUCCCAGAGUGGGUCUCCCAGGAUCUCCAGAGGAAGUCCCCAGAGUCAGAGAUCCUGAGUCUGCACCUGCAGGUUGGAGGACUGGGACAUAGCAGAGAUGGAGUGGAAACUGUGAAUCACAUAAAGCCCAAGCUGAAUGUGGCCUCAUUGGAGGGAGGGGAAACAGAAAUGAGAGAUUCAGAUUCAUUGCUAAAUAUCCUUCUGGAGGAACAAGUUACCAAGGCUAGUAAUACGGAACCAGUUUUGGAGGAAUGGAUGCCCAUCCCACAGAAGCCUGACCCAACUGCUGCAGUGCCCACUGUAGAAGAAGAUGCCCUAGAUGCUGCAGUGCCUGCCCCAGAGGGAACUGCUAGAGCUGCUCUUACAGUGCCCUUCCCAGAGGAUGUACCUGUUGUUCCAGUGGCCAUCAUGGAGGCACAUGUCCCAGCUGCUGCAGUAUCAGCCACAGAGAGGGCUGCUGCCCCAGCUGUUGCAGUGCCUGCUCCUGAGGGGACUGCUCCACCUGCUUCAGUGGCCAUCACAGAGGAGGAUGUACUAGCUGUUGCAGAAUCCUCCCUGGAGGGGACUGCUCCAGCUGUUGCAGUGCCCACCCCAGAGGAGGCUGCAGCCCCAGCUGCUGCGGUGCCCACCACAGGGGAGCUUGCAGCUCCCACUACUGUGGUGCCCACCCCAGAACAGCCUGCUGCCCCAGCUGCUGCAGUGCCCACCCAAGAGGAGCCUGCAGCUCCCACUACUGUGGUGCCCACCCCAGAGGAGGCUGCCGCCCCAGUUGCUGCAGUGCCCACCCCAGGGGAGUUUGCAGCCCUAGCUGCUGCAGUGUCCACCCCAGAGGAGGCUGCAGCCCCAGCUGCUGCAGUGCCCACCCCAGGGGAGUUUGCAGCCCUGGCUGCUGCAGUGUCCACCCCAGAGGAGCCUGCUGCCCCAGCUGCUGCAGUGCCCACCCCAGGGGAGCUUGCAGCCCCAGCUGCUGCAGUGCCCACCCCAGGGGAGCCUGCCACCCCCGCUGCUGCAGUGCCCACCCCAGGGGAGCCUGCCACCCCCGCUGCUGCAGUGCCCACCCCAGUGGAGCCUGCCGCACCUGCUGCUGCAGUGUCCACCCCAGUGGAGCCUGCCGCCCCAGCUGCUGCAGUGCCCACCCCAGGGGAGCCUGCAGCCCCAGCUCCUGCAGUACCCACCCCAGGGGAGCCUGCAGCCCCAGCUCCUGCAGUACCCACCCCGGGGGAGCCUGCCGCCCCAGCUGCUGCAAUGCCCACCCCAGGGAAGGCUGCCACCCCAGCUGCUGCAGUGCCCACCCCAGGGGAGGCUGCCGCCCCAGCUACUGCAGUGCCCACCCCAGGGGAGCCUGCCACCCCAGUUGCUGCAGUGCCCACCCCAGGGGAGCCUGCCGCCCCAGUUGCUGCAGUGCCCACCCCAGGGGAGCCUGCCGCCCCAGCUGCUGCAGUGCCCACCCCAGGGGAGCCUGCACCUCCCACUACUGUGGUGCCCACCCCAGAGGAGCCUGCCACCCCAGCUGCUGCAGUGCCCACCCCAGGGGAGUUUGUAGCCCUGGCUGCUGCAGUGUCCACCCCAGAGGAGUCUGCAGCCCCAGCUGCUGCAGUGCCUACCCAAGGGGAGUUUGCAGCCCUAGCUGCUGCAGUGUCCACCCCUGAGGAGCCUGCCGCCCCAGCUGCUGCAGUACCCAUCCCAGGGGAGCCUGCUGCCCCUACUGCUGCAGUGCCCACCCCAGGGGAGCCUGCCGCCCCGGCUGCUGCAGUGCCUGCUGUGGAGGAAGUGUUCCCUGCUGGCGUACCCUUCCAGGGAGAUACUGCCCAUACUGACUCAGUGCCUGUCUUAGAAGAAGGAAGUCCUGUUCUAGAGGAGGCUUCCCCUGCUGGAAUGUGGAUCAAGGAGGACCUUGAUUCCCCAGCAUUUGGAAUGAAAGAGGUGACUGGCACAGUGCUGCAUGGGAAAGUGCCUCUGGCUGCAGUUGAUGGAUUAAAUUCAAAUGAGGUAAUUGUUGCUCAUAUUGUUGGGGAAGGACUGGAGAGUAAAGUGAGAUUUACAAGUUCUCUGACUUGGUGGUGA
Lipotes vexillifer (Yangtze River dolphin) is the source of this 4296-nucleotide messenger RNA. RefSeq lists its product as uncharacterized. The record is from RefSeq and is a predicted model, not a curated record. Lineage: Eukaryota; Metazoa; Chordata; Mammalia; Artiodactyla; Lipotidae.